UUCAUUCUCAUCACCAACAAACCACCCAGAGCAACUGCCCACCAUGGACGCCCUCCGCUCGGCCCUGCAGCCAAUCACCCACAACCUCCCCAAACCCAUCGUCGAUGUCGGUCAAUCCCUCCUCGGCCCCGUGUGCUACAAAACGCUCCUCCACGACAUUGACAUCUCAUCGACCGAGUGCGUCAAGCUCGCUGUCAGCAAGGGCCUCGGCAUCGGCAUAAUCGGCGCAUCCUCCGUCGUCAAAGUACCGCAAUUGCUCAAGCUCUUGAACUCGCAGUCAGCCGGCGGGCUCUCUUUCCUCUCGUACCUCCUCGAGUCCAGCUCGUACCUCAUCUCGCUGGGUUACAACGUCCGCCAUGGCUUCCCGUUUAGCACGUACGGCGAGACGGCGCUCAUCCUCGUGCAGAACAUUGCGAUUGCGAGUCUAGUGCUGAAGUACCAGGGGCGUGGGGCAGCGAUUGCGGCGUGGGUGGGCGGGCUGGCAGUUGCGGGAGCCGCCAUAUUCAAUGAGAAUGUGGUGGAUGAGCAGAGACUGAGUUUGUUGCAGGCGACGGCUGGUGUGCUGGGCGUGGCAAGCAAGGUCCCGCAGAUUCUGACGAUUUGGAGUGAGGGUGGGACGGGGCAGUUGAGCGCGUUUGCUGUCAUCAACUACCUCCUCGGCUCCCUCUCCCGCAUCUUUACCACCCUGCAGGAAGUCCCUGACCCGCUCAUCCUUUACGGAUACAUUGCCGGCUUCGCCCUCAACGCUAUUCUCUUCCUGCAGGUGCUGUGGUACUGGAAUGCCCCGGCUUCCAAGAACACCGACUCCAAGAAGCUACACACGAGCAAGCCGGUCGCGGGUGACAAGAAAGAGAUGGCGCAAGCCAUUUCCAGCGGAUCUAUACCCUCAUACGCGAAUACCGCUGGAAAGACGCCUAGUACGAGGCGAAGGGGAUAGGUUGGCUACCUAGUAGUUCUG
Dothidotthia symphoricarpi CBS 119687 is the source of this 958-nucleotide messenger RNA. RefSeq names its product mannose-P-dolichol utilization defect 1 protein-like protein. The coding region runs from base 44 to 937 and encodes 297 amino acids. The transcript has 2 exons. Lineage: Eukaryota; Fungi; Ascomycota; Dothideomycetes; Pleosporales; Dothidotthiaceae. The record is from RefSeq and is a predicted model, not a curated record.